Molecule: messenger RNA, 960 nt
Organism: Hirsutella rhossiliensis
Lineage: Eukaryota; Fungi; Ascomycota; Sordariomycetes; Hypocreales; Ophiocordycipitaceae
Product: adhesin protein Mad2
Exons: 2
Coding region: 1-960 (319 amino acids)
Source: RefSeq, a predicted model, not a curated record
AUGAAGUCUUCCGUCUUCGCCGCUGCCUCCGUUGCCGCCCUGGUCUCGACCCACGAGGCUCGCUCGCCGCUUGACCUCGGCCUUGACGUCGGCGACCUCGUCAGCGUCGACCUCUGCCUCGGCCUCGACGUCAAGCUGCCCCUUGGCAUCAGUAUCGAGACCGACGGCUGCCCCAAGCACGGCCCGCCCUCGGACUGCACCAACGUCUGGCACCCCCCCCACGACAUCGACAUCGAUGGCUGCGACAACAACGACGAGUCGGACUGGCACUACGUCCACCCUUGCAAGGGCGACUGCGAUCAUGCGCGGGGGCCUGCUCACCGCUGGACCACCAGCACCAUCACCGAGAAGAGCGUGAGCACCGUCAUCGGCUGCCCCCCCGAUGUCGCCGACUGCCCGGGCCGCAGCACCGUCCACACCGUCGUCACCAUUCCGGCCACGACCACUAUCUGCCCGGUCGCCGUCACCGCCACGACCCUGGCUACGACCCCCGCUGCCUCGUACCCUCCCGUCUACCAGGGACAGCAGCCCCCGGCCACCUACGUUCCUGCUCCUCACGGCCAUCACCAGCCUCCCGUCGACCAGUAUCCUUCAGGCCAGCAGCCUCCCGUCGGACACUACUACCCUUCGGGCCAGCAGCCUCCCGUCGGGCACUACUACCCUUCGGGCCAACAGCCUCCCGCUGGCAACUACCCUUCGGGCCAGCAGCCUCCCGUGGGCCAGUACCCUAGCCAGCAGCCCCCGGUCGCACCCUACCCGACCAACGCCCCUAGCGUCGUCCCCGCUCCGGCCGGCUACCCCGCUGCCCCCGUCGGCACCGGCGCUCCUUACAACCCCGGCUACUCCGGCUACCCCGCUAACACGACCUCUCCCGUUGUCGUGGGCGCCGCCUCUGCCAACGGCCAGAAGCUCGGCAUGGCUGCCGCCGCCAUUGGCCUCGUCGCUGCCCUCUUCCUCUAA